AUAUCUUUCCUUUUCACCCUUGGCUUGCAUCCAUGCCUUGGCCAUGUUCGGCCAAACCGUAUUAUGGACGCUCAUAGCAUCUCUGGCAACUCGACCCAAUCUUGAAGCCCCAUCAUCUAUACCGUGCCUCGAAACCUCCAACAACUUCACGGCGCUCAUCGACUGCUUCGACGCAUACACCGUCCCCGCACAGUUCUACACGACCGAGAGCCACGCCGCCGCCCAGCCGUCGCGCGAUGAGCUCGCGGCGUGGGUUCAAGUCGUGCACGCCAUGCUCGACUCGUCCAUCUCCGUCUCCGUCUCCGCGCCGCACACGCACCCCGCGAUCCCCGCCGCACUCGCCCCCUCGUACCACCUCGCGACGUUCACCGACGGGCCCACGAAUCGCUCGUACACGGUGCUCUCCGAGCGGUACGCAGUGCGCGGAUACUACGCGCGGGGCUGGGGCCUGUUCGUCGUGCCCACUCCCACGACCGCACCACGGCGCAGGGCGAACGCAUACCUCUCCGCUCCGCACGCGGGGUACGAUCUGUACACCCCGCAGCAGGCCGGGGCGCUUUUCCAUCUGGCGCAGGCGCGCAGCGUCCUAAUCGCGGGGCGCGCGCGGCAGGCACUGCACCGUGUGUCCGCGUGCCAGCCGGCGCGGGGGUACUGGGCGACGGAUCCGGCACACGAUGUCGCCGAGCCGUUCUUCGCUGCGAGCAAGGCCAUCUUCGACUGGGAUCGCGCACAGGAUGUGCGGGCGACGUUUGUGCAGAUGCACGGCAAGGCGCGCUCGUCGUGUCCUAGCGACAUGGCGUUCAUAUCCGCAGGCGUCGGCCCGAGCGUAUUCUACGACACCCCCCUGGCAGCGCCCAUCCACCGGCUCACCGCCGCGCUGAUCAGCCGCUUUCCCGCAUGGCGCGUGUCCACCCCGAACACCUCACCGUGCUCCCUGCUCGCGACGGACAACGUGUUUGGGCGUCUUGUCAACGGGGUCGCGGAGGGGGACGUCUGCGAGACGGUGGCUGCGGAGGGGGACGUGACGGGGAGGUUCGUGCAUAUCGAGCAGGCGAUCGGGGCGCGCAUGGCGGGGGACGGGCAGGCUGUUUGGCAGGGUUGGGCGGAGGCGAUGUUGGAUGCAUGGGGGGAGUAGAUUGGAGGUUGGGAUGAAGACCCUGUUGUGCGACACUAUCACCGCAGUCUUGGGUUACUGAGUGCUUCCAUCUGGCCUGCACCUGAACGAAAGCGUUCUUGCGGAUAUUCCUGGAAUACAUGCGACCCAUCAAGAUGCCGCUGUAUGGUACAUCCCGAUCACGCCUACGACUUACACGGACUAAAAUUAGUACACUACUUUGUUGUUUGAUCCCGACUGGCGCCAAUCCCUGUGCCCCUACUCCACCAUGACGACCAUUUUGCCAGUAUUCGUGCCCUUCAUGACACUGAGCAUGACCUCGCCCACCUUGUCCAGCCCGACGUUGAUAUCCUCCAGCUGCUUCAGCUCCCCGCGCGCGAGCUGCGGGAUGAUCUCCUUCUCGAACAGGCUGACCCACUUGGCGCGCAGGUCCGCGACGAGGAAGCCGAAGAACGAGAGCGACUUGGGUACGAUGUGGCCGGGGUUCUGCGAAGGAGGAAAGCGGGGGUUGUUGGGGUCAGGUGCACGCGAUGAUGGACGCGGAUGGGAGCUCGGAACGGACCUUGAUCGGGAGGGGCGCGCCGUUGUAAUCUGGGGCACGCGGCUAGGGUGAGCAUUGGGAUUCGCACGGGCAAUCCGGCGCUGAUGAGGGGUCACGUACUCGCGAUCAUGCCGCACUCCUGUGUCUCUCCGCAUCAAUGUGCAGCUCUGCGGAGAAGAGGAGGACGCACGAUGAAUAUGGCGUGGCUGCGCGCGUACUCCAUCGCAGCGUCCAGCGAGUCUCCGCCGACGUUGUCCCAGUAUCUGCAUGUCAAAAAAUGCGCGUAAGCGGCAUUCACAACGCGGCGGCGGGCGCACAUAUCGAUCGGGCCCUCUUUCUUGAGGACCUCCCAUGUGUCCGUCGUCUUGUAGUUGAACGCGACGUCGGCGCCGAGCGACUGCAUGAACGC
Molecule: messenger RNA, 2064 nt
Organism: Mycena citricolor
Lineage: Eukaryota; Fungi; Basidiomycota; Agaricomycetes; Agaricales; Mycenaceae
Source: the annotation of a GenBank genome assembly